UAUAUACUUGAAUUCAUAGGUUCACCUUUCACCCUCAAGUCAAAAAUAAGUCAUUUCAUUACUAUACCUUACUUGCAUUAAGAAAGCCUUCCUAAAACAAAACAAAAAAUGGAAGUAACAAAGAAUAUAGAACUCCAAACAAGUGAGCCAAUAAGAGAUACUUACAAAAUUGCAUACAUUCUCCAUUUCUUCUUAGGAGCUGGAAAUCUUCUUCCAUGGAACGCAUUCAUCACAGCCAUUGAUUACUUCGCGUAUCUUUACCCAUCAAAACACGUCGAAAGAGUCUUCUCGGUAGCUUACAUGACUUCCUCCUUGCUCAUCUUGCUGUUAAUGGUAAAGAGCCAAGGAAAAAGUAACAGCAUGUUAAAGAACAAAACAAGUUUCAGAGUCAGGAUGAAUGCUGGGUUUUCCAUGUUUGUUCUGUCUCUAAUGGUAGCUCCAAUAAUUGAUUGGGCUAAAUGGCCCGACAUGAAAUCCCAUGGAAGCUUCAUCAUGACUGUGUCUUCUGUGAUUGUGUGCGGUUUAUCGGAUGGAUUGAUCGGAGGAAGCUUGAUUGGUUCUGCAGGAAACUUACCUAAGGAGUAUAUGCAGGCAGUUUUUGCUGGAACAGCUUCUUCAGGAGUUCUAGUUACGAUGCUGAGGAUGCUAACGAAGGCGUCACUCCCAGAGGAUCCGCAAGGCCUACAAACAAGCGCGCACUUCUACUUUAUAGUAACGGCCAUCAUUCUAGUAGUUUGCACAAUCUGCAGCAACCUGUUGUUCACACUUCCUGUAAUGCAAGCAUACUAUAAGAAGCAACAAUCUGAACAACAGCACACUGAUGCUCCAACUCACAGGCCAAAACUUUCUGAAACUGCAAAGAAAAUCCUGCUUCCUGCACUCGGAAUCCUGAUCAUCUAUGUUGUUACGCUAUCGAUUUUCCCGGGAUUCAUUUCAGAUAACGAUCAGAAAUCCAAGCUACUCAAGGAUUGGUACCCGAUUUUGCUGAUCAUGGCCUAUAAUGUUUCGGACUUAGCAGGAAAAUCGUUAACAGCAUUGUUAAUUCCAAGCAACAUAAACAAAGUUACAUGGGCGUGUUUGGGAAGAGUCCUGUUUUAUCCUGCAUUUAGAGCAUGUCUACAUGGACCAAAAUGGCUUGAUAGUGAAUUUGUUACAGUGUUGCUAACAUUUAUGCUUGGUUUAAGUAAUGGGUAUCUAACAAGUACGCUUAUGAUCCUAACACCGAAAUCAGUGAGUGGUUCCGAGGCAGAGACUGCUGCGGUUGUUAUGGCUGUGGCUCUUGGAUUUGGUUUGGUUGGAGGUUCUGUUCUUGGUUGGCUUUGGAUCACAUAGUAACUUAACAAGAUUUCUAUUUUAUGUGUUUAAUUUUCAGCUUUAAACAUCUUAAACUAUAACUAAGUAUAGAGCAUUAGACCUUGAAAUUAUUACCAUAAUUUGUAGUUUGGAUCAACAUAUUGUGCAUAUUUUGGCUUAAUUAUUGUAAAAUCAAGUAUUGUGAGAAAGUUUGAACUAAGUUACUGUAUUUCAUGCUUCAGUUCUAAUAAUGGUUAACAUCUGC
Amaranthus tricolor (Joseph's coat) is the source of this 1558-nucleotide messenger RNA. Its product is annotated as equilibrative nucleotide transporter 8. Gene Ontology annotation, biological process: nucleoside transmembrane transport. The transcript has 2 exons. The record is from RefSeq and is a predicted model, not a curated record. The coding region runs from base 109 to 1332 and encodes 407 amino acids. Gene Ontology annotation, molecular function: nucleoside transmembrane transporter activity. NCBI's taxonomy places the organism in Eukaryota, Viridiplantae, Streptophyta, Magnoliopsida, Caryophyllales, Amaranthaceae. Gene Ontology annotation, cellular component: plasma membrane.